Molecule: messenger RNA, 1032 nt
Organism: Trichomonas vaginalis G3
Lineage: Eukaryota; Parabasalia; Trichomonadida; Trichomonadidae
Product: protein serine/threonine kinase protein
Exons: 1
Coding region: 1-1032 (343 amino acids)
Biological process (GO): protein phosphorylation
Cellular component (GO): protein kinase CK2 complex; cytosol; nucleus
Molecular function (GO): protein serine/threonine kinase activity; ATP binding
Source: RefSeq, a predicted model, not a curated record
AUGAGUGAUCCUGAAAUUCCGAUAUCUAAUCAACAAGUGACAUAUGAUGCUAUACUACCUAAGGUCUAUACCCAUAUGUCAGAGUAUUUGUAUCCUUAUUUCACACCUUAUUCUCAUUAUACGUAUAAAUUAGGUAAUAUUAAUAAUUACUCAAUAGGUAGCAUACUCGGAUCAGGCAAGUUCUCAACAGUUUUUAAAGGUACAGACGGAAAGCAUGUUUAUGCAAUGAAAGUUUAUAAAGAUGUACGUCCAAAUUAUAUUCGUCGAGAGAUUUUUAUGCAUAAAGCACUACGAAAAUGCGAGCACAUUGUUCAAUUACAUGAUGUUGUACGCGAUCCUGUAUCAAAGUCGACUACAUUACUUUUGGAAUACCAUAAAUCUGGAAAUUGGAAAAAUUUCUUUCCCAAAAUGAAAAUUAGCGAUAUAAAAAACUUUAUGUACAAAUUACUACUUGCGCUAGAUGAGUGCCACUCGCACGGUAUAAUGCACAGAGAUGUGAAACAACAGAACAUUCUUUACAAUCCAAAAACAGGAGACUUACAUCUUGGCGAUCUCGGAUUAGCUGAAGUAUACUUCCCAUACCACCAAUAUGAAGUAGGUAUUGGUACAAUAAGGUUUAUGGCCCCAGAAAUACUAAUGUCGUACAGAUUUUAUAAUUAUGCAAUUGAUAUUUGGUCUGCUGGAGUUAUCCUCGCAGAAAUGAUACACGAAGAACCGUUAUUCAAGGGUGAUUAUCAAUUAGAUAUAUUACGCUCGAUUAGUCGAGUUUUCACAGCAUCUCCUUUAUUAGAAUUCGCAGAUAAGAUUGGCUUCGAAGUUUCAACGAAUUUAUUGAAUGCUCUUUCAUCAAUAUCUAUUGGGCAGUUCGAUGCCAUUCUAAGCCGUGUUCGCGACGAAUAUAAAGAUGAUGAUCUCUUUGAUCUUCUUAGAUUGAUGCUAGUGAUAGAUCCAACAUACAGAAUUACAGCACGAGAUGCUCUUAAUCAUAAGUUUUUUGAUGAUGUUAGGAAAAACAAAUCUAAUUCUAAAUAA